This is a messenger RNA of Panicum virgatum (switchgrass), 2101 nucleotides long. RefSeq names its product probable alpha-amylase 2. The transcript is spliced from 12 exons. Gene Ontology annotation, biological process: carbohydrate metabolic process. Gene Ontology annotation, molecular function: alpha-amylase activity; calcium ion binding. Bases 531 to 1778 code for a protein of 415 amino acids. The record is from RefSeq and is a predicted model, not a curated record. NCBI's taxonomy places the organism in Eukaryota, Viridiplantae, Streptophyta, Magnoliopsida, Poales, Poaceae.
CUUUGCCCUUUUUGACUAAUCGUUCGUCCCCAAAUUCCCAUCCGCCGGCCAUCCGCACCCGCAAUCGCAGAUUCUGCCACACUCGUUCGUCAAUCAGGAGUGCAGAACCAGAUUGAAGCCGAGUGGGGCAAGCAAAGCUGACUGAUUCUUUCCCCACCAGAUCAGCAACGGCGCGAACAAAUUUGGAGCUCGCAGCCCGCGAAUCGUCAGUAGUUCUCGGAUUCUCGCCGGCCUCCGGACCCAGCCAGCCGCUCGCCGCCCGCCGCCCGCCGCCCGCCGCCGAGCCUAUCCGAUCGGCGCGGGCGGUCCCCCGCCACCACUUGGGCGGGCGCGGCCGCCGCCGGGUUUGGGUGCGGCGGAUUCCGGGGGGCACCGCCUCGGGCAAGUGGCAGCGCGGCGCCUCGUCGCGCGUGCCCACCCGCGCGGCUACAUAUCUAGCGGCUUGGUGAAGGGGGUCCGUCGUCGGUUGCGGUGCGCGUUGGGAGUCUCUCGCUGAGUGCGCCGGCUGCUGGAGUUCAGUCUGAGUUUGGAUGGGCCAAAUGGUUUCGGAUGAUAAAUUCGAAGAACAGGCAGCUCGCGAUGGUGGGAUCAUCAAGAAUGGAAGGGAAAUCUUGUUCCAGGCUUUUAACUGGGAAUCCAAUAAACAUAACUGGUGGAAUAAGUUAGAGGAAAAAGUAGCUGAUCUGGCAGAAUCUGGGUUUACGUCAGCAUGGCUUCCUCCACCAACUCAGUCAUUAUCUCGAGAAGGCUAUCUACCACAGAACCUGUACUGCCUUGACUCUUGUUAUGGUUCCCUGUCAGAGCUGAAAUCAUUGCUUCAUAAAAUGAAUGAGCAUAAUCUAAGGGCUAUGGCUGAUGUUGUUAUCAACCACCGAAUUGGGACUACUCAAGGAUCCAAUGGCAUGUAUAAUCGAUAUGAUGGCAUCCCAAUAUCAUGGGAUGAACAUGCUGUUACAUCUUGUUCUGGUGGGAAGGGGAACAAGAGCACUGGGGAUAACUUUGAUGGGGUUCCCAACAUAGAUCAUACACAGACAUUUGUACGGAAAGAUAUUAUUGAAUGGCUGAUCUGGCUCAGGAGAUCUGUUGGUUUUCAAGAUUUCCGCUUUGAUUUCACGAAAGGUUAUGCAGCAAAGUUUGUGAAAGAAUACAUUGAGGAAUCAAAACCUCUUUUUGCAGUUGGAGAAUACUGGGAUAGCUGUGAAUAUAGCCCCCCUGAUUACCGAUUGAACUACAAUCAGGAUAACCACAGGCAGAGGAUCAUUAAUUGGAUAGAUAGCACUGGAGGACUUUGUGCUGCAUUUGAUUUCACAACAAAGGGUAUUCUUCAGGAAGCUGUCAAAGGAGAGUUGUGGCGGUUGCGAGAUCCAGGGGGAAAGCCACCUGGUGUGAUGGGAUGGUGGCCUUCAAGAUCAGUUACAUUUAUUGAAAAUCACGACACGGGGUCAACUCAGGGUCAUUGGCCUUUUCCAUCUGAUCAUAUUAUGGAGGGAUAUGCAUAUAUACUCACCCACCCUGGCAUCCCUGCGGUGUUCUAUGAUCACUUCUAUGACCAGGGAUCAUCACUUCAUGAUGAAAUUGCCAAACUGAUGCAAAUCAGAAAAUGCCAAGACAUACAUAGCCGUUCGUCAGUCAAAAUAUUGGAGGCGAAGUCAGACCUGUACUCUGCAAUCAUUGAUGAGAAGUUGUGCAUGAAGAUCGGAGAUGGGUCAUGGUGCCCAAGCGAGCCGGAGUGGAGGCUGGCGGCCUCUGGAGACAGAUAUGCUGUGUGGCACAAGUAAAGCAUUCCUCUCCUAAACAGGAGUAAUCACCCUGUUAACUGAAGAACACCACGGGAAACAUGUCUUAAAUGAAGGCUUGUAGAUUAACCUGCUUAGAAAUACAGUGGCUCAUGUGUACGGUAGAGGGCAAACGUGUAAUGUAAAUUAGAAAUAAUUGAGAUGAUGGGGCUAUCAUAAGUGAAUUGCUGCUAGUGGGAUUACCUGUAUAAUAAGAAUAUAUAUGUAGGGUGCAUAUUGUCUGUGGAUUAUUUGAUUCUGGACCUAGAAAUUUGAAUUAUAAUCAGAGAAUAAAGGCCUUGAGAUUUAAUUGAAUUAUUAUCAGA